UUUGCCAUCUCUGACCUCGACCGAUUUGCCUUUACAACAUCUACAACAACAGCAAACCCAACAGAUGUUUCAGCCUUCACAGCAGCAACAAGCUGCACAACUUGUCUAUCCGCCUUAUUAUGGUGUGCAGUACUAUAUGCCAGCUGCAUUUGGUGCUGCAGCUAGUAACUAUCAACAGCCUUUUAUUGUAUAUAACCCGGCAGAUUACUAUUCUCUAGCUUCUCAACAGCAACAAUUAGCUGUAGCUUCUUCUAACCAAUUUGCUAAUAUUGGUGGUCAAGUUCAACAAAAUCAACCAAUUGCAAGUCUUUUCCCAUCUAUCAAUCAACAACAAACGUCAGCUAGUAAUCCUCAAUAUGGCAAUACAUACACAAAUCCGCCUUCAAAUAUUGCGCAUCAUAUUGGUGAACAACAACAGCACCAACCGCCACCGUUACCACAGGUACAAAGUACUGGAGGCAGCAAUUUUAGCCGACCACAACAACAGCCAUUACUAACACCUGUACAUACAAAUUCCGCCCCUUAUCUAAAACAACAACAGCGGUAUGGCCAGCAACAACCACAUUGGGUUCCCGAGCAACCUCACUCGCAUUCAAUGCCUCCUACUAAUGUUACCACAUGUACAAAGCCAUAA
Messenger RNA from Meloidogyne enterolobii, 634 nucleotides. The record is from the annotation of a GenBank genome assembly. Lineage: Eukaryota; Metazoa; Nematoda; Chromadorea; Rhabditida; Meloidogynidae.